AUGGCUCCGGGACGAAGCCAAAACUCUUACACCAGAGUUCACCUCUGGAUCCUCAUCUGGCUCACUUGUUUGUUUCUGGAGAAUGUACAAUGCACGUCCGAUCCGGACUAUCCUAUAUGGCUGAAGAGGGCCCUGGCACGAGAACUUGAUCCCUCUUGCAAUCCCUCAGACCUCAACAGUAUUCCGUCGCCACAAUCUCCCCUGAUAUCCCAUGGCAACAAUCAGCGACCACAACCUGUUGAUCAGCAAGAGUGGCAAAAUGACCCGGCCAACGAACUCGAAACCCCAGCACGAAAAAAGUUGAAAACCUUCAGCCCCAACACUCGUCCUUUCCAAAUCAUCCAUGCUGAGCGGCCAGUGGAAAGCGAGAGACGAGUGAUCUUUGAAGCGGUCCGAAGUUUGGAACAGACCACCGGGGACAAAUUGAUUGGUAACGAGGGGGAAGGCGAAUACAGGAUGCUUCAGAUCGAGGAGGAUCAAAUCAACACCUUCCUUCUUCAUUGUGUACACAGAACAAGAAAAACAAGCCCCUGUCCUGUAAUCGGCAAGCCCAGACCACCAAGCCAGACUGCUCAUGAUUUUACCUACCAACAAGUAAGAAAAAGGCGCGGCACGGUCGGGCGAUUUAAUAUCGAAGCCUCCAAGCUAGCAUUGCGGCCGCUCUACACCGAUCGUGUCGUCCCGAAGUUCGCAGAAUCACUCGAGCGGGUUAGACGCAGAGUAAGAGAUAGGACACUCAACUUAAGCAUAACAAAUUACUUGAUAGACGACUUGGAGAGAAUUCUGGGCACAUUACCUCUCUACCUGUUCUACGCAGAUUUGAUCAACACAGUCAUUCCAGCCCCUGCAGGGGUGCUGGGGAGCGAAGGCGCGACUACAUUCGUGGAAUCACAGAGGCGAAAAGCUGGGCUACAGUUUUUCCAGCACGUAUCGGACCUUAUUGAAGAUUACUACGAACCAAACGACACGUUCCUUGGAACGGGCAGUUUAGCCAAAACCAAAUUAUCAACGGUCUCCAAUCAUUCUCCCUUUUGUUGGGCCAUCUUAACCAAAUGGAUCGAGUCCUCAAGACCUUCAUUAGCAUCUCGAAUUAUGACUCCUGACCCAAAGGCUAUAAGAGUGAUUCCCUCCACUUUCAAGCAAUUCUUUAACGAAAUCUUAACCAGUUAUGUAGAAAAGUUGUAG
Molecule: messenger RNA, 1185 nt
Organism: Puccinia triticina
Lineage: Eukaryota; Fungi; Basidiomycota; Pucciniomycetes; Pucciniales; Pucciniaceae
Exons: 1
Coding region: 1-1185 (394 amino acids)
Source: RefSeq, a predicted model, not a curated record